Molecule: messenger RNA, 1763 nt
Organism: Ricinus communis (castor bean)
Lineage: Eukaryota; Viridiplantae; Streptophyta; Magnoliopsida; Malpighiales; Euphorbiaceae
Product: mRNA-decapping enzyme-like protein
Exons: 8
Coding region: 362-1501 (379 amino acids)
Biological process (GO): positive regulation of catalytic activity; deadenylation-independent decapping of nuclear-transcribed mRNA; deadenylation-dependent decapping of nuclear-transcribed mRNA
Cellular component (GO): P-body
Molecular function (GO): enzyme activator activity; mRNA binding
Source: RefSeq, a predicted model, not a curated record
AGUGACCUUUUCAUUUGAAAUUUGAAAUUAAUUAUUGUUCUUUUUUCAUUGGAAUUUGGUCCAAAACAAUUGAAAAAGUUGAAAUUUGGCCUAUUUAAUCCCUUUACCAUAAGUUCGAGGGGCAUAAUUAACAACAAUACGAGCAGCGACGACAAUCUAUCUGUUUAGUUAGUAGUAGGGUCAUUUUAGUCAAUAGUCAGCGUUUGUACGUACAGACCGACGCACCAAACUCUGCGUGUGCCCGCCAUCAUCAUCAUCGUCAUCAAAUCUAAUAUAUGCUGUUUAUUUUUUCUUCUAGAACCGGAAGAUCUGUCUAGGGUUUGUAUUUGUGAAUUAGGGGACUGGAAAUUGGUCAAGGAAAAUGUCCCAAAACGGAAAGUUGAUGCCCAAUAUAGACCAACAGAGCACAAAGCUCCUUAAUUUAACAGUUCUUCAAAGAAUCGACCCAUUCGUAGAGGAAAUUCUCAUAACUGCUGCUCAUGUUACCUUCUACGAAUUCAAUAUCGACCUCAGUCAAUGGAGUCGCAAGGACGUUGAAGGAUCUCUUUUCGUCGUCAAGAGGAAUACACAGCCUCGUUUUCAGUUUAUUGUGAUGAACCGGCGUAAUACAGAUAAUUUGGUUGAAAAUCUUUUGGGGGAUUUUGAGUAUGAGGUCCAAGUUCCAUAUCUUUUAUAUCGAAAUGGUGCUCAAGAAGUCAAUGGGAUUUGGUUCUACAAUGCACGUGAAUGUGAAGAGGUUGCAAAUCUUUUUAGCAGGAUAAUUAAUGCCUACUCCAAGGUGCCACAAAAGUCAAAGGUAGCACCAACUAAAAGUGAGUUUGAGGAACUGGAAGCUGUACCAACUAUGGCAGUUAUGGAUGGUCCUUUGGAGCCAUCAGCAUCAGCUGCCUCCAAUGUCGCUGAUGCACCUGAUGAUCCUGCAUUUGUGAACUUCUUUAGUACGGCUAUAACUAUCAGCAAUGCUUCAAAUGCAACAGUUGUUGGACAACCUUAUCAAUCUUCAAAUCCAGUUCCUGUACCUUCCCAUGCAAGUAGUGUUGCUAUUCCUUCUGUGCCAACCUUGCAAAUACCAUCUCCUCCUUUGUCUGCAUCUACUUCAUUGAUGCCAAUCCUUGAUGCCCUGGAUGCCAACUGCAACAGCAACCGGACAACAAAUCUUGUAAAGCCCUCUUCAUUUUUCAUUCCUCUGCCGUCAUCUUCUGCAGGUGCGAUACCACCUGUCUCUUCUGCAGGUGCAAUGCCACCUGUCUCUUCAUCGAUUCCGACUGCUCCUCCACUUAAUCCUCCUGUAAGCCUGCAGCGUCCAUAUGGUGCUCCGUUGCUUCAACCUUUUCCACCACCCAAUCCUCCACCUUCUCUCACUCCUGCCUCUGUUCCAGCUCCAAAUUAUGGACCUGUCUUGAGCAGAGACAGAAUUCGUGAUGCACUUCUGGUUCUUGUUCAGGACAAUCAAUUUAUUGACAUGCUAUAUCGAGCGCUGCUGAAUGCGCAUCAGUCUUGACCAAUUGGAAUGGGGCAGCUCCCCUGAGUUUUUUGAUCAUUGUGUAGUUCUUUUUAUCCAACAAGUGUGAAAGAACAAAUCUGUAUAGCAUUUUGCCUAGCUUGACAACCAUACACUUACUAAAAUAUAUCAUUGGCUUUAUUUGUUUAUAAUGCUGUUUAAUGUAUUCCGAAAUUUGAAUAUCAUUCUUUAUCUUCAUGAGAAUCAAUGUAGUCACCAACCCUUAAUAUGUAAACCAUUGAUUGCCUUGUUGAUUUGUCCA